CAAAGCGCUGGUGUUUUAAUCGAGGGUAAACUUAUCCUUGUCUGCAAGUAUUACGGAGACAGUACUAGAGGAACGUGUCCUGGUCAAAUUCCUUGCUCGCUUCUUGACGAACGAUCACCCUUACGGGUCCUCAACUCUGGCCAGCACUCUGGCUUCCUACUAUAACUAGAGAAUACGUAGCAUCGAUAACUCGAUCACUGUUGUUAACUUUGUCGCAGACAUGGGCAAUUUCUCUGGGAAGGCAUUCAGUGUUGCUGAGCCCCAACCGAUUGUUGCCACUCCAGAGGUCCAAGCUGCACAGUGCGAAGUGAAGCCCUGCCCCAGCCCCGCAGCGCUUCCUUCAGAUGAAGCGUGCCUACGUAACGAAAACCACGGGAGUAGACCUCGCGCCUGCGACAGGCUUCUGGGGUUACAGUCUGCUUUCCCCAUUUGCCAUGUUCCCCGAGAUGGCGUGGACUGCAGCAGUAGUGGAGCCAGCAGCGCCAGCAGCAGCAGCUCCUGUGAAGAGACACCAGAAAGCCUCAGCUGUGGGAGCAGCGAGGCCGGCAGCGACGGUGCAUACACACUAUCAUGUCCAUGGAAUGCUCUCUCAGAACUAUCCGAUGACGACGCAGCCGCAGCAGAAGGAUCAUCUCGGCUUCCUGCUGGGACAUCUGCUGGGACAAGUAGCGAAGCUGCUGGCGUGCGUUCACCCGCAGCUCUCCCGGCCUGCUCUGAACCGCUGAGCGAGGAGGAUAGAAUUCCUUCUUCUCCCGCUAGGUGCUCCCCCUCAGAUUCGAUCCUACAUGAUGACGCUAAGACCCCUGUUGGCAAGCUUUUAGAGGGUCUGGCGCCUCUGGCGCUGCCACGCAGGCCCUCGUCCCUGUGCGUAGAAGUAUCAAGCCCCAAGGUCAAAUACGGCCUGCUGGGUGUGCAAGACAGAGUCGGCACGCCCUUCCUCUCGGCUGAUGUUGACCGCUUGGUUGGGUUGGUUGUGUCGAGUGCACUAUGGGAGGAUGAUGAGUGAAGGGAUUGCGCGCCGCAGUAUUAGAUAGCGUACAGGGGUGGGCGCCGCCAGGCAUGCCGCGUGGAAGUGCUGCGUGCCGAGCAUGCACGCGCAUGGUGCGGAGCUCUGGUUCAUCGACAGAGCAAAGUACGCCACUUGUUUCGAUGUAGCUUUUAGGCAGGCUGAACCGCUUUCAGCGCCGCAUCCUCAAGCCUCUUUGUUGCUAUGCCAUUCGCUGGCAGUUGAGGCGAGAGUCGCUGUUGUUGCCUUCCGCCGACAUUGGGCGGAGGUUUGCUAGCUCCUUGCUGGCGUGCAAUGUUGCCGCCGUAUGUAUCACCACGUACCCUGGCCAUUUCAUCGUUGGGAAUGCAGUGUACCGUGGGCCGUAGGUGAGCGGCUGACUAAAGCGGCUUGCCAGUUUUCCAAUUCAUCCCAUCGUUAAGUUUUUGUGCUAUGACAUGACAAUCAGUGGCUUGAUGUGACUGCGCGUUCCUGUUGCAUUGUUGCUGACGCAGUUGGAGACAUUCACCUUGUCUGCGGUGGACUUAACGCGGCAAGCUAUUGACCUGACAUGGAUGGCAUUCCCAGCAUUGUUGCAACACAUGUACUCAAUGGUACUCAGCCCAAUGGCUGUAUUACAAUAAACCAAUCUGAAGUCGGUCUGUUGUAACAGUUGCAUGGUUG
Molecule: messenger RNA, 1669 nt
Organism: Astrephomene gubernaculifera
Lineage: Eukaryota; Viridiplantae; Chlorophyta; Chlorophyceae; Chlamydomonadales; Astrephomenaceae
Source: the annotation of a GenBank genome assembly